UGGAUGCGGGAUUUCACCCAGAUUUGAUAGAUAGUUGGUCGAAUAUCAGUUGAGAUUACCCCUUCCCAAUUUUGGCUUUUUAAGAGCCUAUUUUAAUACCACUCUCAGGGUGUGCUUCGAGGAAGGAAAUUACAACAUUUUGUCAUAAUGUGGGUCUCUUCUGGUCCGGAAUUUGUAAGUUUAUGAAAUCUUGAGGGAUCACCUCGAAUCGAAGAUGAGUGGGAGAUGAUAAGGAUUUGGAUAUACAACUUCUUAGGUCCGAGUCUAGCUCAUUUAGACUAGUUCGCCCCUAUCUAAUCAUCACUGUUUGUCCACAUGUCUCUUGUAAGGUCAAACCUUUGAGAUUUAACCAUAAAUGGCAACAAUUUCUGUGCUUUUAGUUUCAGAGUUGCCCACUCAGCAGAUUGAUGUAGGUUAAGUUACUUGGCAGGUUGGUAUACUAGCCAGUUUUGCUCAAAAAUAUCCCAUAUUUUUUGUUUGCUGAAAAGUUAAGUCUGGGUGAAAUUCUUUGUAAUUUUGAGAUCCAACUGGAUUGGUACGGAUCAGAAGGAAUCCUGAAGAUAAAUAAAAUAGAAUGAAACCUGUGACGGUCACCUAUGUUUUGGGAGCCAAAGGAGGUGUAUAAAUCUGUCUACACUUUUCGGUCUAAUCCUUUAUUACUGUUUUGUUUCUGACUAGAAUGAAAUCUUCACACUGUUGAUUACGUAUGCAGUGUCUCUAAGAUAAAUUCAAUGAAUUUUUUGAAAACUCCGAUGAUAAAAUACUUGGGGAUUUCUUGUAAUAGUCUCAGGGUCAUUGGUGGACCUUCCUCGAAGAAAGUUGGUACUAUUAGAGUUCGUCAGGCUGAUUUUAGUUCCAUUUUCGGCUAAAAGUUUAGUGACUCUUUGAAAGUCACCAAGAGAAAGAACAAAUAUGCUUUUAAAGCCCAAAAUUCUUAAGGAAGUUAUAAUAAUUAUGGACAUUGAGAAGUCAUUUAGUGAAUCAGAAUGGGAAUCAGAAGAAUGUAAUUCUGGAAGAAGAGGAAGCAGCCAAAAGAAGUCUAGCAGGACUCAUUAUACCACAGAGAUGCUUGAGACACUGAAUAAAUGGAUAGAAGACCAUCCUGACUAUCCCUAUCCGAAUUCAAUCGAAUUCAAAACUCUUAGUGUAGAGACAGGUCUUAGUGAGAGACAAGUACGUGUAUGGUUCACGAACACGAGGAAGAGGAGACUAGGAAUAACGCGUGAGGAAUUCAGGCUGAAACAGAAUACAUUUAUCCGAACUCGAGCUGAAGGAAGAGAACAGCCAAUUGUUCUUAAAUAGCGCUCCUGUCCCGACACUUGACCAGGCUGUACAAACAGAGCCACUUGUGGAGGCAAACUUAAUGUCAAAUUCUCAACAAAAAGAACUGAGAGCAAAGGCUCGGAUGGAUACUUAUUUGCCGUAUAGUCACUUUAUCAAGAAUGUUUACUUCACGGCAGAGAUGGUUGACCUCAACGAGAUGUGUCUCUGAGAUGAUAGGCUAGCCAAAUAUCUCGGAGAACUAGGCUACUGCGACUGCUCAAGGCCUUAGCCUGGCUAGACUCUUUCGGCAGCCACUAAUUUAUUGCUCUUUUAAUAAUUUC
Molecule: messenger RNA, 1604 nt
Organism: Moneuplotes crassus
Lineage: Eukaryota; Ciliophora; Spirotrichea; Euplotida; Euplotidae
Source: the annotation of a GenBank genome assembly